Molecule: messenger RNA, 770 nt
Organism: Aureobasidium pullulans EXF-150
Lineage: Eukaryota; Fungi; Ascomycota; Dothideomycetes; Dothideales; Saccotheciaceae
Exons: 3
Coding region: 242-640 (132 amino acids)
Source: RefSeq, a predicted model, not a curated record
AGAGAUGUUUAUGAUGCUCCUGAUACCCUGUUCAUCUAUCUCACUGUACCUUGCACAAGGUGACGCUCUAUCAAUAAGCUAGUUCAAUGUCUUCACUCCUUGCUAUUGAGCAGCAUGAGAUGCCUAAGCCACGCCAUUGGCCGAUGGAGAAGCUGCCCACGCCCGUGUUUCCAGCUCCCUUGACUAAAUUCAGCGCGCUCUUGAUCUCCUUUCCCCUCUCGCAAGAACCAAAACAGCGACAAUGCGUCGCCACCUCAACCAUCCUGCCCACAGGGCCCGCAGACCUCGCCCCUCUCUCCUUUCUGGAGUAGAGACCCUCCGCCGCCUCGAGGUGGCUCGCUUGUUGCGCCGCCUCAGGGCACAAGCAGCACCUGAGCACCUCUGGAGGCUCUGGUCGGCUUCGGCCACCACCCUGUCAUCUCUCUGGGGUCUGGGUAGCGCCCAUAGCCAGGGCACCCUGCCUCACCUCCCACCUCCCGGCCUGGGCACGGCCACCACUCCUCCCACGGCACCUCGCCCUCGCAAGGCAGUGCCUGUGCCCGGCUUCCGUGGCCGUCUGCCUCCCUCGCAGGCAGUCGGCCAGGAGGGCGAUCCGGUAACUCCGGAGAACCCUCCUACCACUGUGUACGGAGCCCCCUGAGCCACAAUGAGCCCAAGGCUGAAGAUCAAGGAGAAGAAGAGGAAGAAGGGAAAGAAAGCCCUGUCCUGAUGGACGUAAAUCAUCCGACCACGGGUCGUUAAACAUGUAUAAAUCAAUCUCCGUUCGCCGC